Messenger RNA from Dothidotthia symphoricarpi CBS 119687, 848 nucleotides. RefSeq lists its product as uncharacterized. The transcript is spliced from 2 exons. NCBI's taxonomy places the organism in Eukaryota, Fungi, Ascomycota, Dothideomycetes, Pleosporales, Dothidotthiaceae. The record is from RefSeq and is a predicted model, not a curated record. Bases 18 to 848 code for a protein of 276 amino acids.
CAUAUACACAAGACAAGAUGCGCACAACAACCCUGAACAUCCUACUCGCCAUAAGCGCAACAACCACCCACGCAAUCCACUUCAACGGCCCCGUCGAAACCCCAGCAUCAACACCCACCGCCGACCUCGCAGCCUCAGGCUGGUCCCCCGCACCGACUGGCACCACGCAAUCCCUAACCGACAUCUUCCGCCGACAAGCAGCCAUCGACGACGCAAUAUGCGGAUACAUCGACGGCGAUACUUCCCGCGCCGUAUCCUGCACCCUAGGGGACUGCUACUACAACACCAACAUAAACUGGUUCGGGUGCUGCACCGGAACGCUCCGCUCCGACUGCCAGAUCUCGACACGCUGCGUAGCCUCCGCAUCCGUGGCGUCGUGUCUGGAUGACCCGGAGUGCGUGAACGAUGGCCUGGUGACGGCGUGCACGGCGUCGAGUCGGGCGUUCUGCGGGACGAUGAGGAGCGUGGUGGAGGGGGGGACGGUGACGCAUCUUGUGUGCGCCGCGGCGGCGACGACUGUUGAUUUGUUUAUGCAGGCUUCCAGUGUGUCUGGGCUGGUUUCUUCGGUGGGUGUGGAUGCGGGUAAUAGUACGGUUGUGUUGGCUACGAUGUCUUCGUCGUCGAGGAUGGUGUCGUUGUCGGGGAUUAGCAGUGCGUCGGCGUCUGCUUCGUCUUCUUCGUCGUCGUCGAGGGCUAGUGUGUCGAGUGUUCAGUCGACGAGCGCGAGCAGGUCGGCAAGUGCGUCUCAGAAUGCGGUUACUAGUGCCUCGUCAGCUGGUGCUAUGAAGACGGCGCAGGCUGUUGCUGGUGCAGGAGGUCUUGUGGGAUUGAUCGCUUUGUUCUUCUAA